AUGGUGACCACAAACCCACUCGCUUCUAUACUUGACAAGAAUUAUUUGGCUGGACCCAAUUUCACUGACUGGGUGAGAAAUUUGAGAAUUGUUCUCAAUUCGGAGAAAAUCGGGUAUGUUCUUGAUCAAAAGAUACUAGACUCAUUUCCUAAGGGUGGGACCCAAGAGGAGCAUGUCACUUAUGAUAAAUGGUGUGAUGAUGACUUAAAAGUUAGGACAUACAUGCUUGCUUCAAUGAAUAAUGAAUUGCAGAAGAAGUAUGAAACUAUGGAAGAUGCUAGGUCGAUCAUCUUGCACUUAAAAGAAUAUUUUGAUGAGAAUGGUCGAACCUCUAGAUAUGAGAUAUCUAAGGCAUUGUACCAAGAGUUGGCUAGGCUUAAUCUUGUUGUGGAUAAUGAGUUAGCUGUGGAUUUGAUCCUCCAAUCUUUGCCCGAUUCCUUCUCUGGUUUUGUCCAAAACUUUCAUAUGCACAAAAUGGAGAAAAUUCUUGCUAAGUUACAUAGCAUGUUGGUAGUUUAUGAGAAGGAAAUGCACAACACGAGGCCCAAUGUGGUGUCUAUGGCUAAGGCUUCUUCUUCAAAGAGUAAGACUGUUUUGAAGAAAAAGAAAUGGAAAAGGCCUAUGAAACAUGCUGUGCAAUCAAAGCCCAAGGUUGAAAAAGGGAAUUGUCACUACUGUGGUGUUAAAGGGCACUGGAGGAGGAACUGCAGGAAGUACCUCGCGAGCUUGAAGGUCAAGCCUAAGGACCAACCUUGCGAAGAAUCUGUAAAUAAGCAGGAUAUUGGGGCGAAAUGA
Messenger RNA from Syzygium oleosum, 795 nucleotides. RefSeq lists its product as uncharacterized. Gene Ontology annotation, molecular function: nucleic acid binding; zinc ion binding. The transcript is spliced from 3 exons. The record is from RefSeq and is a predicted model, not a curated record. Lineage: Eukaryota; Viridiplantae; Streptophyta; Magnoliopsida; Myrtales; Myrtaceae. The coding region runs from base 1 to 795 and encodes 264 amino acids.